This is a messenger RNA of Bombyx mori (domestic silkworm), 10892 nucleotides long. RefSeq names its product argonaute 3 (gene AGO3). Gene Ontology annotation, cellular component: P granule. The transcript is spliced from 17 exons. Gene Ontology annotation, molecular function: protein binding; piRNA binding; RNA endonuclease activity. The record is from RefSeq and is a predicted model, not a curated record. Bases 165 to 2945 code for a protein of 926 amino acids. Gene Ontology annotation, biological process: regulatory ncRNA-mediated gene silencing. NCBI's taxonomy places the organism in Eukaryota, Metazoa, Arthropoda, Insecta, Lepidoptera, Bombycidae.
AAAUAAAAAAUGUCAAACAACUAACAACUUCACGCAAGAUGAAAUAUUAUUAGCAACCAAGAAGUUUCAAACAUUUCUUCAUCGAUAUUUAAAUAAUUUUACCACAUUCAGAUACGACUGCUAGCCGUAUUUUUAGGUGAUCCUGCUAUUGGAGAUUGUUAGUGAUGGCAGACCCAGGCAAAGGCCGGGGGCGAAGCUUAGCCCUUUUACAGGCACUGAAGAAGUCACAAAUGAUGGACUCUCCCUCACAAUCUGAGAGUCAGUCUCCUGAAAGUACACCAGAACAGAGUACAGCUCCAAGUACCAUUGCAAGUGCAACUCCUAGUACUUCAGGAGUGAGUAUAGGCGGUAGAGGACGCGCAGCAGCAUUGAUGCUGGCUAAAAUGCAGCAGAAACCAGGCUCCACAACUCCAGCAAUUUUUGUGCCACCUUCAUCAACUUCUGCACCAACAGCUGGAACUGGACGUGGAUUCAAAUUGCUUCAGAGCUUGCAAGCCAGUCAAAAAGCAAGCAGUCAAGUAGCAAGCAGUCAAGUAACGAGCAGUGCACAAAGCGAUAUUAAAGAUUUGACUGAAAAAAUGUCUGAAACUUCAGUUUCAGCACAGACAUCUUCAGUUGCCAAGAACAAAUAUUUCAGGGAGGUGAAAGACACUCCUCCAGUCGUAAAGAAAGGUGAAACAGGUGUGCCUAUAGAAGUGACUUGUAACUACAUUUAUCUCAAUUUCAAAGAGAACAUUGUUUUUGAGUAUGAAGUGAAGUUUGAACCAGAUCAAGACUAUAAACAUUUGCGAUUCAAAUUGCUCAACGAGCACAUUGAACACUUUAAGGAGAAAACAUUCGAUGGUACCACCCUCUACGUGCCACACGAACUGCCCGAUGCAGUCCGUAAUUUAGUAUCUACUAACCCAUAUGACCAAAGCAAAGUAAACGUUUCUAUUAUAUUUCGUCGCACACGUCGUUUGAGCGAAAUGAUUCACAUAUACAAUGUGAUGUUCAAAUGUAUAAUGAAGGAUUUGAAAUUGAUUCGCUUCGGACGCCAACAUUACAAUGAGCACGCAGCCAUACAGAUACCUCAGCAUAAAUUAGAAGUUUGGCCUGGAUACGUAACAGCAGUAGACGAAUACGAAGGCGGUCUGAUGUUAACAUUAGAUUCGACUCAUCGUGUAUUACGAACGCAAACCGUUCUCUCUCUGAUCAAAGAGGUUGUGCAAACUGAAGGAGCUAAUUGGAAACGUAAGAUGACAGAUAUACUAAUAGGAGCCUCUGUUAUGACUACUUAUAACAAGAAAUUGUUUAGAGUUGAUACAAUUGACGAUAAAAUGAGUCCGAGAUCAACAUUUGAGAAAACAGAGAAAGGCGAAACUGUACAGAUUAGUUUUAUAGAUUAUUAUAAGAAGAAUUAUGGUAUCGAGAUAAUGGACUGGGAUCAACCCUUACUCAUUUCAAGAGACACAAAACGUAUGCCCGGAUCAGACACUCCAACAGAUUUCAUGAUAUGCCUCAUUCCGGAGUUAUGUCAAUUGACUGGUUUAACAGAUGAUCAACGCAGUAACUUUAGAUUAAUGAAAGAUGUAGCUACUUACACGAGGAUCACUCCAAAUCAGCGCCAUGCCGCUUUUAAGAAGUACAUAGAAAGUGUAAUGAAAAACGAAACUGCCAAGAGUCGUCUAGCGGGUUGGGGUCUCAGUAUAGCACCGGAAACUGUGAACCUAACAGCUCGUACCCUGCCACCAGAGACACUGUAUUUUGGAGACAAUGUUAGAGUUCCCGGUAAACCGAAUGCAGAGUGGAACUCUGAGGUGACUAAACACAGUGUGAUGCAAGCUGUGGAUAUCAUGAGAUGGGUUCUGUUGUUCACUCAGAGGGAUAAGCAGGUUGCUAUGGACUUUCUUAGUACACUCAAACGAAAUUGUCGACCAAUGGGUAUUAUGGUUUCUGACGCUGAAUUGGUACCCCUCGCCAAUGAUAGAACAGAUACGUACGUACUGGCAUUGAAGAAGUGCAUAACGUCGUCUGUACAAUUAGUCGUUGCAAUAUGUUCUACGAAGAGAGACGACAGAUACGCGGCCAUUAAGAAAGUUUGUUGUGCUGACAACCCCGUGCCUUCACAGGUUAUAAAUGCACGUACGUUAAUGAACACGAACAAGAUCAGAUCGAUCACUCAGAAGAUUUUGCUUCAGUUGAAUUGCAAACUGGGCGGCACGCUUUGGAGCAUCAGCAUACCGUUUAAGAGCGCAAUGAUUGUUGGCAUCGAUUCGUAUCACGACCCAUCCAGGAGGAACCGGAGCGUUUGCAGUUUUGUAGCAUCCUAUAAUCAAAGCAUGACGCUUUGGUAUUCGAAAGUGAUCUUCCAAGAGAAGGGUCAAGAAAUAGUUGAUGGCUUGAAAUGUUGUCUCGUUGAUGCGUUAACUCAUUAUUUGAGAUCAAACGGACAGCUUCCGGACAGGAUCAUCAUAUACAGAGACGGUGUAGGCGACGGGCAGCUGAAGUUAUUGCAGCAAUACGAGAUACCUCAAAUGAAGAUUUGCUUCACGAUAUUGGGAUCGAAUUACCAGCCUACCCUGACCUAUGUUGUCGUACAAAAACGUAUCAACACUAGGAUCUUCCUGAAGUCGAGAGACGGCUACGACAAUCCGAACCCCGGGACCGUGGUCGAUCACUGUAUAACGAGACGGGACUGGUACGAUUUCCUGAUCGUCUCGCAGAAAGUGACCCAGGGCACUGUCACCCCGACCCAUUACGUGGUGGUCUACGACGACAGCGGGAUCACCCCGGACCAGUGUCAGCGUUUGACGUACAAGAUGUGUCACUUGUACUACAACUGGCCGGGGACCGUGCGCGUUCCGGCGCCCUGUCAGUAUGCGCACAAACUCUCGUAUCUAGUGGGACAGUGCGUGCACGCGCAGCCGUCUGACGUUUUAGUCGAUAAGCUGUUCUUUUUGUAGUUUUUUUUUUCUCAUCUAAGUUAGUUUAGCACGGGGAUUCCCAAAAUAAUAGACAAGAUAGAUACCUCUGAAAAUGAUAUUUCUUUAAAAAUCCUAACUGUCGUAUCUAGUGGGACAGUGCGUGCACGCGCAGCCGUCUUGACGUUUUAGUCGAUAAGCUGUUCUUUUUGUAGUUUUUUUUUCUCAACUAAGUUAGUUUAGCACGGGGAUUCCCAAAUAAUAGACAAGAUACUUACCUCUGAAAAUUAUAUUUCUUUAAAAAUCCUGACUAUCGUAUCUAGUGGGACAGUGCGUGCACGCGCGGCCGUCUUGACGUUUUAGUCGAUAAGCUGUUCUUUUUGUAGUUUUUUUUUUCUCAACUAAGUUAGUUUAACACGGGGAUUCCCAAAUAAUAGACAAGAUACUUACCUCUGAAAAUUAUAUUUCUUUAAAAAUCCUGACUGUCGUAUCUAGUGGGACAGUGCGUGCACGCGCAGCCGUCUUGACGUUUUAGUCGAUAAGCUGUUCUUUUUGUAGUUUUUUUUUCUCAACUAAGUUAGUUUAGCACGGGGAUUCCCAAAUAAUAGACAAGAUACUUACCUCUGAAAAUUAUAUUUCUUUAAAAAUCCUGACUAUCGUAUCUAGUGGGACAGUGCGUGCACGCGCGGCCGUCUUGACGUUUUAGUCGAUAAGCUGUUCUUUUUGUAGUUUUUUUUUUCUCAACUAAGUUAGUUUAACACGGGGAUUCCCAAAUAAUAGACAAGAUACUUACCUCUGAAAAUUAUAUUUCUUUAAAAAUCCUGACUAUCGUAUCUAGUGGGACAGUGCGUGCACGCGCGGCCGUCUUGACGUUUUAGUCGAUAAGCUGUUCUUUUUGUAGUUUUUUUUUUCUCAACUAAGUUAGUUUAACACGGGGAUUCCCAAAUAAUAGACAAGAUACUUACCUCUGAAAAUUAUAUUUCUUUAAAAAUCCUAACUGUCGUAUCUAGUGGACAGUACGUGCACGCGCAGCCGUCUGACGUUUUACUCGAUAAGCUGUUCUGUUUGUAGUUUUUUCUUUUUUUUUUUCAACAAAUUUAGUUUAGCACGGGGAUUCCCAAAUAAUAGACAAGUUACAUACCUCUGAAAAUGAUAUUUCUUUAAAAAUCCUAACUUUAGUUUUUUUCAUAUUGAUACAAAAUAGUUUAUAAUUAAAAAAAAAUAGGUUACGUCAUCGUCGACAUGGACCCGUUUAAGAAUCCCUGUUGUAGUACAACGAAACUGGGUAGGUACUUUAUGUUCGUGUAGCGACAUCUCUUAUCAGUAUUCUGAAACUAGGAGUCUAGUAGAGUAUUAACAAAGUCAAGUUAUUUCAAGGUUACAAGACAUUCCGGGUAUUUAGCACUAUUGGACAAACGUAUUGAAAAAUAGCAAAAAGUAGUUUCAUAUUAAAUGCCUGUACCGUAAAGUGUUGUAAAAUUAAUCAAAUGUCCGAUAAAAUAUUAAGCUAUUAUCUAUUUUUAUUCUGAAAUAGGGUAUUCUAGUCUAGUUUCUCCUCACAGAGUUAACAAUAUUCGUUGUUAGAUGCGAAUUGUUGCGUCUCCCUCUCGCAAAGCCAAUUGUUUGUCUUCCAUUACGCCGCUAAUUUCCUCUUUAUCACAUUAUUUAUUUGCACAUUGUUAUUAUUAAUUACAAAACACACACUUUCCAUUAUACUAAUUAAAAUUAAUUCCUCAUGUCGUCGAAUAUAAACGAAAACAUUAAUCAUUUAUGGUUAUAAUUUUUCGGGACCAAUCAUAUCCUAUGAUAUCGUUUGCAAUUUCGUGAUUACUUUAGUAUUGAUAUUAUGAAUCACGUAAAUAUAUAAACUAGGAAUUUUAUUUUGUUAGGUGAAAUGACGGGAGAUCUUCACGGUCGAUCUUCGACUUUUGUUCUUUACCUAAUCGUUGUUAGCCUAAGGGGCUAUUCCAACUUCAAGUGGACUAAUAGGUGAGCUCAUGGGCGCAAUCUGCGAGAAUUGCUAUCACUAGCCCUAGCGAGAGCAAUGCUUCGCUGAAUAACACCGGAUCGGAAUUAUGGCUCAUUGAGAAGAUCCGGUGAGAAUUUCAGUGGGUUGUGUCAAUGGUCUAGUUCGUAUGUCGAAUUCUAAUCGACCAGUUCGACGAGGACGAUGACCGGUGCUUGAGAAGCUUAAAAGCACCGAUAGUGGAUCCGGUGUAUCCGACCAGACAUAUUUUGGAUGACGGCAGCUUUGCUUUGUCCCGUCGCUUGGGUCGGAUAAGUAAUUAGCGAUAGCCACGAUAAGAGGGUAUUGAGUCGCGUCGCUUUUUAAAAGUAGCGUUCUGAUGCUUCCAUAAGAUUUGUACUUUCGUAUCGGUUUUAGAUUUAGGUCGUCGUGAAGAUCUACAUUCCUCAUAUACCACGUUGUUCUGACGGCUAUCCGGCAGAAACGGGAUUGGAUGACCUGGAGAGAGUUAAUGUAUGUAUGUAAUGUAAUGUACGGGCGCGUGAGCGAACGCUACACUUGCAUAGGUCAUGACGGAACGUUUGCAAGUUUUGUAGAGUGUCACCUUGUUAUGAAGGGAUAAUUUACUUCGCUUGUAAAUCAUGGGACAGUCGACCGAGUAGGAACUUGGCUCGGUCGCGUACUGUCCUAAUAAGGUCGACCUCCGACGCUUUGGAUCGACCAAAGAAAAUGAAAUCCCUAACAGGUAUACUUGAGGCAUUUAUUGAAACGAGAAAGAACAGAGAUAUGGAAAGAAUUGCGUGAGUCAAUUAAAAAAAAAAACAUGUGCGUCUCGGGAUGCACCGACAGAAGUGUGAAGUGAUAACUUAAAUUACUAUUUAAUAUUGGAAUUGUUUAACUUGAGAAAAGCUUAGAUUUUUACUUACAUUAUCAUUUGAUAUGUGCAAAAUAUAGGUAAGGAAAGUAACAUAAAUUGAAAGAUAUAUAUCAAUAAUUAGGAGUUACAUACGUUCUCAGCACCGCUGCCGUAAUGCAUGAGAGAAAGGGAAGCUAGAUAGACUGGCGCCGUAACGCGUUACGUAACGAUGCGCUUUACUUCCCAUAACAAGUUAUCACUGCAGAAAAUUUCACGGAUACGACCUUUAACGAUGAACUAAUCGAUCGAAUUGUAUGUUUGAAGAUAAUUAUAUAUCUUUUAAACUUAAGUAGUUUCCAUUUGGAAUAUGUUCUAUACGCCUGCUUUCCCCGCGCCCCUUGAUUUUUGGAUCGAGAGUCGUGAAUUCGACUCGCACUGCAGGCAAACAUACGUGUUUCAAACAGUGCAUGUUUCUUUGUCUGGGCAUUUAACAUCUAUUUAUGUAUCUACAUAAUUUGCGGCAUUGUAAACAAAGUAAUAAAAAAAGUAAAAAAAUACUUAUUAGUGUGCGGAGGAAAUCGCCGGAUUUAUUCUUCCCGUUAGAAGACUUUCUUUUUCAUAAUACAUAUCCAUCUUCGGCGUCGUGCACUGUCUCCAUCUCUGGGCUCUUAAGAUCAUAUCACUCCUUAAAUAAUUGUACGAGAUGAUCCCACAUAUUAUUUUUACCGGAAGACGUUUUAAGGGAAACGAAAUUCAUCCCUACUGUAUUAAUCCAUAAUAUGCUCCCCGAAAUGACUUUGAACGCGUACUACUCAUUUCCAUUACAUUUGAAUUACAAAUUAUGGUGUUUCUUCAUUAUGGAUUAAUUAUGGAUUGCGUGAAAGAAGAAAUGGUAUAUGAUAGAAGAGUAUGGAAGGAAAAAACAUGUUGCGCCGACCCCAGGUGACUGGGAGAAGGGCAGGAGAAUGAUGAAUGAUGAUGUGUUUCUUCAGCCCCACGUAAUCCUGCUUCAAAUUGUAAUUAGAAAUAUUGGUUUAGUUGUAGGUUAGUUUUGCUAUGUGACAUCACUGGUUUCCUUGGCCAUUUGUAACCGUAGUCUUUCAGGUAUGCGCUCUCUCGUAUUGGAAAGGUACAAAAUAGGUCUAGGAUUAGGCUGCGGGUCCCUUGAAUCGUUGAAGCGGGCCGCAGAUUCACGACCUCUGCGCAUGCGCGUAUGUCCCACUUCUUAAACUGCAAUUAAUAACAUACAGCGUUACAUAAGGAAUCUCUUUCAAAAAUCUUAAUACAUAGUUUAUAGUUCGUUUUUUGCACUGAUUCAGUAUUUUUUUUGAAGUGAAACUUCCUUAUCGGCGUUGGAAAAAAAUUUACCGUCACAUUUUUCGGUUACGCGUCACAUUUUUCCGUUACGCGCCAUCUUUUUUGUAUUCAUGUCUAUGAUAAUAAAAUCCUUUUGUUUAAACUUUAUCUAAUUUAACUUUUUUGUAUUCAUGUCUAUGAUAAUAAAAUCCUUUUGUUUAAACUUUAUCUAAUUUAACUUUAUUUAACCAAUUUCUAGAAAGUUGCAUGUAGAUCAUUUUUCGAAAAAUAAGGCCAUAAAGAAGUUUCACUUCUUACGUGUGUACACUAGUACACGCACACAUUUUUUAUUCCUUCCUUGUUAUCUUUAUGUAUAAAAGUUAAACAUGCUGUUAUUGUACCUGAUUGUAGUCGACGACUGAAGUAGUUGUGAAGAAAAUUCAGUAAACGCGGCUUUUAACCGACUUAAAAAAAACGCGUGAAGUUUUUCAAUUCGACUUAUCUAUUUUUUGCGUGCUACCUCAGAACUUUUUUCUAUGUGAACCGAUUUUGAUGAUUCUUUUUUUGAAAGGUUUGGUGCUUAUCAUAGGUUCCUAUUUAAGUUUUAUUAAGAUCUGAGCGGUAGUUUUUGAGUUAUCCUUAACGAUGCCUAUUUAAUUGACUUCGACUGCUACAUUGAUGAUAUUGUAAUUUUAUUUCGUUGAAGUCGGUAUUCUUUAUUUGUUUUAAAUUUCGGAGAAUUUAUUGUGUUGAAGUACUUAUCGCCUCAAAUUCCUCGGCCGAGUUUCGUGGGUUCGAUUCCCCUAUCGGGCCAACAUUCGUGUGAUGAACGGUUUUGUUUGCUCUUUGUCUGGGUGUUUAAUAUCUAUAUGUCUGUAUAUAUUUAAAGGUAUAUAAGGAUGUAUGACAAUCUCUGGUUCCCAUAGCACAGGGAAUCCUAGCUAGCUAGUUAGAUGACCGCGUGUGAUGUGUUCCCUGCUAUUAUUAUCAUUAAAUAAUGGCGUGACGGUAUUUGAUUGAUUUUGGAGGCUGAAAAGUCGAUGUCAAUUCAAAAAUGGAAAGGUUUAUUCGAGUGAUAUGAACAUAAAAUAAUUUUCUCAAUUAUGUACCUAUGUAGUAUAUAUCCUUCGGUUUUCACGGGUCGUAGAUCUAAUAGAAAUUAUUUUCUUACAGCUUAAUUUUUUUUUUUUUUUUUUUUUUUUUUUAUUGCCUUUGUAGGCAGACGGGCAUACGGCCCACCUGAUGGUGAGUGGUUACCGUCGCCCAUGGACUUCAGCAAUGCCAGGGGCAGAGCCAAGCCGCUGCCUACCGCUUAAUACUCUCCACAAGCCUCGUUUGAAGAAGGACAUGUCAUAGCGCUCGGGAAACACCGUGGAGGGGAGCUCAUUCCAUAGCCGGAUGGUACGUGGCAAAAAAGAUCUCUGGAAACGCACUGUGGAUGACCGCAGUGGCUCCAGGUAGUAUGGAUGAACUCUACUCCGGUGGCGGGCGGUGCGAUGGUAAAAACGAGAUGCUGGUAUCAUCUCGAACAAUUCCUCAGAGCACUCCCCAUGGAACAUACGGUACAAAAUACAGAGGGAACCGAAGUCCCUCCGCAGACCCAGAGGCUCCAUAAUAUCAUGUUUGUUUUCAUUAUCAUAAUGUUCUUUUCGACGGUUCGAGUACUUUACAUUUUUCAUGGACAUUUUUCAUAAUAAUAGGAGAUGUAUGGAAAUGGUAGUGCAAGGUAGAGGGGGAAGAGGUCGACCGAAGAAGACAUGGAUGGAGUGUGUGAAUGACGAUAUGAGAGAGAGAGGAGUGAGUGUUGAGAUGACGGCUGAUAGAAGAGAAUAAUUAGCUGUGCCGACCCCACCUAGUAGGAUAAGAUGGAGAAAAAGAAGAUUUUUCAUAAAAAUAUGAUUAAUAAAAAAAAAAAAACGAUUAUUCGUUAGGUGUCCGAUGUGUAGUUUUGAGCAGCAAUAACUCGCACUGUCUGCGGUUCUUUAAGAUUGUGUAAAUAUUUCGAAAUCGAACACCGCUUGUACGUCCGUAUCACGUCAUUACGGAUCCUCCCGAUCCGUUAACGGUGCUUUUAGGUACCUCAAGCACCGGUCGCCGUCCUUGCCGAACCCGUCGCUUGCGACAAAGGGCUCGACGAGUAAAUUAACCCACAGACACAACCCACAGUUUCUCGCCGGAUCUUCUCACUGGGUCGCGUUUCCGAUCCGGUGGCAGAUUUUGCGAAGCACUGCUCUUGCUAGGGCCAGUGUUAGCAACAGUCCCGGUUUGAGCGCCGUGAGCUCACCUACACGUCAAGGCAAAGCUGAAAUAGCCUCUCAACGCUAUCAGCAUAAAAAGAAAAAAAAACGUCCGUAUAUAACGGUCGUUAGUUGAACUAAUAAUUAAUUGCAUGAUAUUCUCUACAUCGGCCGUUUAGAAGUAGUAGUAGUAGUAGUAGUAGCAGCAGUAGUAUAGUGCGUUUUAAAGUGACCCUAAACGCCACCGAUGCUUAAUUUUCGUGAAAACUUGAAAAAUAUUUUUAUAAUACUAAGUUGUACAAUUAGUAGCAGGGUAAACGUUAGCACUGUGAUAAACUUAAAAUUAAGUUAUCGUUGUGGUGUUUGUAGUGCUAUUAAAAUGUUUAUUACCGGUUAUUAUUAAUAUUUGCCCACCACUAAAUCGCGUGUGGCUAGGAUCCACAGUGGCCACAGGAAAAGAUCUAACGAUGGGACAUGAGAUAUUGGUUUCUACAACUUACUUAAUCAGAGGACAGUACGAGGCGUAGAAAUUUUGAUUUCAGAUAUCUCUCGUCUCGAAGUGUUAGACAAAUUUUGUUACUGUUGGUAGAUAUGACUAACAUACCUGCCAUUUAAUAUGUCUGUCUUUUAUUGUGGCUUCCAAACACUCUUCAUUCUUAGAGUCAUAGUAGAUUUCACAUUAAAAUGGCCUAUCAAUUGUAUCUGUGGGAACCUAUAUAAUUUUACUAUGGUAGCUUUUACUGAGUCAGAAAUAAAUGUUGGGACUGACUAGUGCGGGCUUACAAUGCGUCCACUAACAGUAUAUAUGAGCAUUUGAUACGAAUAGUAGUGGAAUUCGUUGAUUGGUAGACGUCAGAUACAUAAUUAUGAAGAGAUGCGUUUGUUUAUAAUAAAAAUGGCGGCAUUGAUAGCGCAAACGUAAAAAUGUUGCGAAAUAAUGGUGAGAUUAUACAAAAAACAAAAUGCUCAUCAUCUCAGUCAUUAACUACUUUGUAAAAUAUUAAAUUUAGUUUUAAUUUAAGUGAACAAGAAAUUUUCUGUUUGCCUAAACGCAUUCAUCGAAGUUUCACUAAAUUUGCCCUCGCUCUGAAGUCAGUGUUCAAUAAACUAGUUCUAAGUGUUGAGGCUUAAUCGUUAAGUUAUUGUUAAGCAUUUAUUGAUUUUGUUACGAAAACGCUCGAUUCGAUUGAUAAACUCGAUUGCAAUCAAUCAUUCGAUUGUAUGUAUGAUGAUCCGUGUGAAAUAAGGAUGCGAUUUAAACUAUGAUUGAAAUCGAUUAUCGUUAUCUAAAUGAGUGUUAUUCUGGUUAACACGAAACGAUAAUCAAAAAAGUUUGAUUGUGAAAUCAAUACGCGUUUUUUUUGUUAGAUUGAUUGCAUAUUUGCGUAAAAAUUGCUUUCUUUUUUUUUGUGUACCUUUUAAUUUGAACGAAAUAAAAACUUUCUGUUUUGUAACAUCGAUACGGUUCUUCUUUGUGUGAUAUUAUAUUAAGAUUGUGUUCGAUGACUAAAAUAAGGAAUCGAAUCAUACAUCCCAUCGAUUACCGAACUAUGUUUUACUGCCAAGUUAAAUAUUAAUUACUUUAUAUGAGACGUUAAGAAUGUUGACUAAUAAAUUUUAAUUUUCAUACAAAA